Dibothriocephalus latus is the source of this 336-nucleotide messenger RNA. NCBI's taxonomy places the organism in Eukaryota, Metazoa, Platyhelminthes, Cestoda, Diphyllobothriidea, Diphyllobothriidae. The record is from the annotation of a GenBank genome assembly.
AUGACAAGCCUGUCGUUAUCGCUGAUCCUGGCUGUUGCGCAGGAACUUCUAUGCCAGGCGUCACCUGCGUACCCGAUGCUGGAAGUGAAGGAUGUUAAGGAGUAUGCAAAGAGUGAGGACCUGCAUUUAAACGCAAUGCAUGAGAGGGAUGCUGAUGAUGAGGAAAGUACCAGUAAUGGCGAGGGGGAAUUUAAGGAGCUUCUGGCCCCCGCAAGCUGGGAAAGCUACAACAAAUACAGAAGUUCAAGGAGCUAUGAGGAGCGCGUAAGGUUAUGCGUUCGUCUUCAUGGUUCGUCAACCAGCUGGUGGUUUAUGAAAUGUAUGGGUAUUAAAUGA